GCUCCUCUCCGAGACCGCCCCGGGACCAGACCGAGCUCGGCACCGAGCGCCUCGAACCGCCCCGGGACCGCGCCGGGCUCCGCUCCGAGGCCGCCCCGGCGCCCCCGGCUCCGUGCCGAGCCCCCCGCGGGUCCCCCCAUGGCUCUGGUGCUGCAGCUCCGCUCCGUCUCCGGCCUCCGCGGCAGAGGCGACCGCAUCGCCAAGGCGGCGUUCCGGGGACUUUCCUUCUACACGCGAGUGCUGGAAAACUGCGAGGACGAGGCCAAGUUUGAGGAGACUUUCCGCUGGCCGGUGGCGACCAACAUCGAUGGGAAUGAGAUCCUGGAGAUCCAAGUGUUCAACUACAGCAAAGUCUUCACCAACAGGCUCAUCGGGACGUUCCGCAUGGUGCUGCAGAAGGUGGUGGCGGAAGGGCAGCUGGAGGUGACGGACACGCUCAUCGACGACAACAACUCGGCCAUUCAGACCAGCAUCUCCAUCGAGAUCCGCUACCAGGCCCUGGAUGGGACGGUGGGCAGCGCCUGGAAUGACAAGGAGUUCCUGGAGACGCCCAGCGUGCACUCGGAGGGGGAUGGGAGGUAUUCCUUGGAGACCGACAGCCUCCUGUCCGGCCACCGGCACGGCUCCGACGCCUCUCCCGGGAAAUCCAACCAGCAAUCCGCGGACAGGAGCUUCCGGAGGAUGGAAGAGGACGAGCUGUAUUUCCACAGCGAGGAUGAGCUCCUGGGAGAGGGGGAUUCCCUGAGCCAGGGAUCCCUGGACACGAGCCUUGGAGACGAAGCAGAAGAAGAUCAGCAUUCCAGGAUUAAGUUUAACGAUGGAUACAAGGCAGUGGCAAGUGAAGACCCGGAAGAUCCCAGAGCCAAGGCCAAAGGGAAAGAGAAAAAACACCUGGUGUUGCCGUUCAGCAAAGGCAAGGAGAAGACCAAGGAGCACAAGGCUGGAAAAGGAGUUUUCUCAGCCAUGAAGCUUGGAAAGACGCGCCCGUCCAAGGAUGAGCACCGGAAACAAGACGAUCCGGCUGUUCUGGAAACAGAAGACCUGGACAGAAAGGCCAUGAGAUACGGAGCAGGCCUGGAGCCAGACACCAUCUCCCUGGCCUCUGUCACCGCUGUCACCACCAAUGUCUCCAACAAAAGGUCCAAGCCUGACAUCAGGAUGGAGCCGAGUGCCGGGAGGCCCAUGGACUACCAGGUCAGCAUCACCAUCAUCGAGGCCCGGCAGCUCGUGGGGCUCAACAUGGACCCCGUGGUGUGCGUGGAGGUGGGGGAGGAGAAGAAAUACACCUCCAUGAAGGAAUCCACCAACUGUCCUUACUACAACGAGUAUUUCGUUUUCGAUUUCCACGUUCCCCCCGAUGUCAUGUUCGACAAGAUCAUCAAGCUCUCCGUGAUCCACUCCAAAAACCUCCUGCGGAGCGGGACGUUGGUUGGAUCCUUCAAGAUGGAUGUUGGGACUGUUUAUACCCAGCCUGAGCACCAGUUCUACCACAAAUGGGCCAUCCUGUCCGACCCUGAGGACCUCACGGCCAGCCUCAAGGGCUACCUCAAGUGUGACAUCGCCGUGGUGGGCAAAGGGGACAACAUCAAGACCCCGCACAAGGCCAACGAGACGGACGAGGACGACAUUGAAGGGAACCUCCUGCUCCCGGACGGGGUCCCCCCGGAGCGGCAGUGGGCUCGGUUCUACAUCAAGAUCUACCGCGCCGAGGGGCUGCCGCGGAUGAACACCAGCAUCAUGGCCAACGUCAAGAAGGCGCUCAUCGGGGAGAACAAGGACCUGGUGGACCCCUACGUGCAGGUGGCCUUCGCGGGGCAGAAGGGAAAGACAUCCAUACAGAAGAGCUCCUACGAGCCCCUAUGGAACGAGCAAAUCAUCUUCACAGAGAUGUUUCCCCCGCUGUGCAGACGGAUCAAGAUCCAGAUCCGGGACUCGGACAAGGUCAACGACGUGGCCAUCGGGACCCACUUCAUCGAUCUGAGGAAAGUCUCCAAUGAAGGGGACAAAGGUUUCCUGCCCACCUUCGGCCCCGCCUGGGUGAACAUGUACGGCUCCACCCGGAACUACACGCUGAUGGACGAGCACCAGGAGCUCAACGAGGGCCUGGGCGAGGGCGUCUCCUUCCGCGCCCGGCUCCUGCUGGGGCUGGCCGUGGAGAUCCUGGACACCACCAACCCCGAGAUCAACAGCUCCACCGAGGUGCAGGUGGAGCAGGCCACGGCCGUGGCCGAUAACUGCAGCGGGAAGAUGGAGGAAUUCUUCCUCUUCGGAGCCUUCCUGGAGGCCACCAUGAUCGACAGGAAGAUUGGGGACAAACCCAUUAACUUUGAGGUCACCAUAGGUAACUAUGGCAACCAGGUGGAUGGCUCCAGCAAACCCCUCCUGAGGAGGAAGAAGGAGGGAGGGGAUGGGGACGAGGAGGAGUCGGAGCUGCUCCAGAAUUCCAGUGAUGAUGAAGGUGGUGAGGAUGGAGAGCUGGUCUCUGUUUCUUCGUCCCAGCCCAUGAAGCCCCUGGUCACGGACAGGAAUUACUUCCACCUGCCCUACCUGGAGAAGAAGCCCUGCAUCUACAUCCGGAGCUGGUGGCAGGACCAGCGGCGCCGGCUCUACAACGCCAACAUCAUGGACAAGAUCGCCGACAAGCUGGAGGAGGGGCUCAAUGACGUGCAGGAGAUGAUCAAGACGGAGAAGCCGCACCCGGAGCGGCGGCUCCGAGGGGUCCUGGAGGAGCUGAGCAGCGGCUGCCUGCGCUUCCUGACCUUGGCUGACAAGGACCAGCACCACUCGUCCCGCACGAGGCUGGACCGGGAGAGGCUCAAAUCCUGCAUGCGGGAGCUGGAGAACAUGGCCCAGCAGGCCACGGCCCUGCGCUCCCAGGUCAAGAGGAACACCAUGAAGGACAAGCUGAAGCUGGUGCAGAACUUCCUGCAGAAGCUGCGGUUCCUGGCGGACGAGCCCCAGCACACGAUUCCCGACGUUUUCAUCUGGAUGAUGAGCAACAACAAGCGCAUCGCCUACGCCCGCAUCCCUUCCAAGGACAUCCUGUACUCCAUCGUGGACGAGGAGAUGGGCAAGGACUGCGCCAAAGUGAAGACAGUUUUCCUCAAGCACCCCGGGAAGAGGGGGUUCGGCCCUGCUGGCUGGACAGUCCAGGCCAAGAUGGAGAUCUACCUGUGGCUGGGCCUCAACAAGCAGCGCAAGGACUUCCUGAGUGGCCUCCCCUGUGGGUUCGAGGAGAAGAAAGUCCCCCGAGGCCAAAACCUGCCCUCCUUCCCACCCAUCAGCCUCCUGUACACCAAGAAACAGGUGUUCCAGCUGCGAGCCCACAUGUACCAAGCCAGGAGUUUGUUCGCAGCCGACAGCAGUGGCCUCUCGGAUCCCUUCGCACGGGUCUUCUUCAUCUCUCAGAGCCAGUGCACCGAGGUUCUCAACGAGACCCUUUGCCCAACCUGGGACCAGCUCCUGGUGUUUGACAACGUGGAGCUGUACGGGGAAGCUCACGAGAUGCGGGAUGACCCCCCCAUCAUUGUCAUCGAAAUCUACGACCAGGACACCGUGGGAAAAGCCGACUUCAUGGGCCGGACAUUUGCCAAGCCUGUGGUGAAGAUGUCGGACGAGCAGUACUGCCCCCCGCGCUUCCCACCACAGCUGGAAUAUUACCAGAUCUACCGCGGCAACGCCACAGCCGGGGACCUGCUGGCCGCCUUCGAGCUGCUCCAGAUCGGCCCUGGGGGUAAAUCAGACCUGCCCCCAAUCGAUGGCCCCACGGACAUGGACCGAGGUCCCAUCCUGCCGGUGCCCCUGGGAAUUCGGCCGGUGCUGAGCAGAUACAGAGUGGAGAUCUUGUUCUGGGGGCUCAGGGACCUGAAGAGAGUGAACCUGGCCCAGGUGGACCGGCCCCGCGUGGACAUCGAGUGUGCCGGGAAGGGCGUCCAGUCUGCCCUGAUCCAGAACUACAAGAAAAACCCCAACUUCAGCACUUUGGUCAAGUGGUUUGAGGUGGACCUCCCAGAGAACGAGCUGCUGCACCCUCCCCUGAAUAUUCGGGUGGUGGACUGCCGAGCCUUCGGCCGCUACACCCUGGUGGGCUCCCACACCGUCAGCUCCCUGCGCAAAUUCAUCUACCGCCCGCCCGACAAGAAAGCCCAGCAAUGGAACAUGGCAGCCAAACACCUCAACGGCUGCCUGGCCAUGACCAGCAGGGCCCAUCGCUCUCGCCCCACAGGGGAGAUCGUUGUCAACAUGGAGCCCGAGGUUCCCAUCAAGAAGAUGGACACCAUGGUGAAGCUGGAAGCUAAUUCCGAUGCUGUGGUGAAGGUGGAUGUGACCGAGGAAGAGAAGGAGAAAAAGAAGAAGAAGAAGAAAGGAGGAGGAGGAGGAGGAGGAGGUGGGGAGGAAGUGGAGGAAGAGGAGCCCGACGAGAGCAUGUUGGACUGGUGGUCCAAGUACUUCGCCUCCAUUGAGACCAUGAAGGAGCAACUCCGGCAGCAGGAAGCAGCCGCGGCAGAGGCGGAGGAGAAGGAAGAGAUGGAGAUCGGAGAGGGCUCCAAGGCUCAGGCAAAGAACAAGGACAAGGACAAGUCCAAGGCACCUAAAGAUGACAAGAAAAAGAAGCAGCAGCCUGGCCCUGAGCUCCCUGAGAAGAAGAGCAAGCAGAAGAUCGAUGAACUCAAGGUCUACAACAAAGAGCUGGAAGCAGAGUUUGACAACUUUGAGGACUGGCUGCACACCUUCAACCUGCUCCGGGGGAAGAUUGGGGACAACGACGACAACGCCACGGAGGAGGAGCGGAUAGUGGGGAGGUUCAAGGGCUCCAUGUGCGUCUACAAAGUGCCGCUCCCCGAUGACAUCGCCAAGGAGGCGGGAUAUGACCCCACCUUCGGGAUGUUCCAGGGCAUCCCCAGCAACGACCCCAUCAAUGUGCUGGUCCGAGUCUACAUCGUGAGGGCCACGGACCUCCACCCAGCUGACAUCAAUGGGAAAGCCGACCCCUACAUCGCCAUCAAGCUGGGCAAGACAGACAUCAAGGACAAGGAGAACUACAUCUCCAAGCAGCUGAACCCCGUCUUUGGGAAAUCCUUCGACAUCGAGGCCACCUUCCCCAUGGAGUCCAUGCUGACCGUGGCUAUUUACGACUGGGACUUGGUGGGCACCGACGACCUCAUCGGGGAGACCAAGAUCGACCUGGAGAAUCGCUUCUACAGCAAGCACCGGGCGACCUGCGGGGUGUCCCAGACCUACUCCAUCCACGGGUACAACACCUGGCGUGACCCCAUGAAGCCUUCCCAAAUCCUGUCCAAGCUGUGCAAAGAGGGAAAAGUGGAUGGGCCACACUUUGGGCCGGGGGGAAGAGUGAAAGUUGCCAACAGAGUCUUCACCGGCCCCACGGAGAUCGAGGAUGAAAAUGGCCAGAAGAAGCCGACGGACGAGCACCUGGCGCUGGCGGUGCUGCGGCACUGGGAGGACAUCCCGCGGGCCGGCUGCCACCUGGUCCCCGAGCACGUGGAGACGCGGCCGCUGCUCAACCCCGACAAGCCGGGCAUCGAGCAGGGCCGCCUGGAGAUGUGGGUGGACAUGUUCCCCAUGGACAUGCCAGCGCCUGGUCCUGCCAUCGAUAUUUCUCCCAGGAAACCAAAGAAGUACGAGCUCAGGGUGAUCGUGUGGAACACCGACGAAGUCAUCCUGGAGGACGACGACUACUUCACCGGCGAGAAAUCCAGCGACAUUUUUGUCAGGGGGUGGCUGAAGGGGCAGCAGGAGGACAAACAAGACACGGAUGUCCAUUACCACUCCCUCACUGGUGAGGGCAACUUCAACUGGCGCUACAUCUUCCCCUUCGACUACCUGAUGGCUGAGGAGAAGAUUGUCAUCUCCAAGAAGGAGUCCAUGUUCUCCUGGGACGAGACAGAGUACAAGAUCCCGGCCCGCCUCACCCUGCAGGUCUGGGAUGCCGACCACUUCUCAGCCGAUGAUUUCCUGGGGGCCAUCGAGCUGGACCUGAACCGCUUCCCCCGGGGAGCCAAGACGUCCAAGCAGUGCAGCCUGGAGAUGGUGACCAACGAGGCUGAGCUGCCCAUGAUCUCCAUCUUCAAGCAGAAGCGGGUCAAGGGCUGGUGGCCGUUCGUGGCCAGAGACGAGAACGAUGAGCUGGAGAUCACCGGCAAAGUCGAGGCCGAGCUGCACCUUCUGACAGCAGAGGAGGCUGAGAAAUCCCCUGCUGGGCUGGCUCGAAAUGAGCCUGAUCCCCUGGAGAAACCCAACCGCCCGGACACGUCGUUCAUCUGGUUCCUGAACCCGCUCAAGUCCAUCAAAUACCUCAUCUGCACCCGCUACAAGUGGCUCAUCAUCAAGAUCGUGCUGGCCCUGCUGCUCCUCAUCAUGGUGGCCCUGUUCCUCUACAGCAUGCCGGGCUACAUGGUCAAGAAACUGCUGGGAGCAUGAAGGGCAGGAGCCUCUC
Messenger RNA from Ficedula albicollis (Collared flycatcher), 6457 nucleotides. RefSeq names its product otoferlin (gene OTOF). Gene Ontology annotation, molecular function: AP-2 adaptor complex binding; calcium ion binding. Gene Ontology annotation, biological process: synaptic vesicle priming; plasma membrane organization. Lineage: Eukaryota; Metazoa; Chordata; Aves; Passeriformes; Muscicapidae. Gene Ontology annotation, cellular component: synaptic vesicle membrane; presynaptic active zone membrane. The coding region runs from base 139 to 6441 and encodes 2100 amino acids. The record is from RefSeq and is a predicted model, not a curated record. The transcript has 52 exons.